Messenger RNA from Neogale vison (American mink), 2948 nucleotides. It is a transcript of the gene ARHGAP4, whose product is annotated as Rho GTPase activating protein 4. NCBI's taxonomy places the organism in Eukaryota, Metazoa, Chordata, Mammalia, Carnivora, Mustelidae. The record is from RefSeq and is a predicted model, not a curated record. The transcript is spliced from 22 exons. Bases 1 to 2841 code for a protein of 946 amino acids. Gene Ontology annotation, molecular function: protein binding. Gene Ontology annotation, biological process: negative regulation of cell migration; signal transduction. Gene Ontology annotation, cellular component: cytoplasm.
AUGGCCGCGCACGGGAAGCUGCGCCGGGAGCGGGGGCUGCAGGCCGAGUACGAGGCGCAAGUGAAAGAAAUGCGCUGGCAGCUGGGCGAGCAGCUGCGCUGCCUGGAGCUGCAGGGCGAGCUGCGGAGGGAGCUGCUGCAGGAGCUGGCCGAGUUCCUGCGGCGGCGCGCCGAGGUGGAGCUGGAGUACUCCCGGGGCUUGGACAAGCUGGCCGAGCGCUUCUCCGGCCGCGGCGGCCGCCUUGGGGGCAGCAGCCGGGAGCACCAGAGCUUCCGGAAGGAGCCGUCGCUCUUGUCACCCUUGAACUGCUGGGCCGUGUUGCUGCAGCAGACGCGGCAGCAGAGCCGGGAGAGCGCCACCCUGGGCGAGGUGCUGGCCGGGCCCCUGGCCCAGCGCCUGAGUCACAUCGCUGAGGACGUGGGGCGCCUGGUCAAAAAGAGCAAGGAUCUGGAGCAGCAGCUGCAGGAGGAGCUGCUGGAGGUGGUGUCGGAGCUGCAGACGGCCAAGAAGACGUACCAGCUGUACCACACGGAGAGCAUAAAUGCCGAGGCGAAGCUCCGGGAAGCUGAGCGGCAGGAGGAAAAGCGGGCAGGCCGGAGCGCCACCAGCGCACCUGCCGCGGCCACCGACACAGGGACCCUCCGCAAGAGCUCCCUCAAGAAGGGAGGGCGGCUGGUGGAAAAGCGUCAGGCCAAGUUCUUGGAGCACAAACUCAAGUGCACCAAGGCGCGCAACGAGUACCUGCUCAGCCUGGCCAGUGUCAACGCCGCUGUCAGCAACUACUACUUACAUGACGUCAUGGACCUCAUGGAUUGCUGCGACACAGGCUUCCACGUAGCCCUGGCGCAGCUGCUCCGGAGUUACGUGGCGGCCGAGAGCCGCGCCCAAGUCUCCCACAUGCAGGGCCUGGGCAGCCUGGAAGAGGCCGUGGAGGCCCUAGACCCUUCAGGGGACAAGGUCAAGGUGCUGGAGGUGCAUGCGGUCGCCUUCUGUCCCCCACAGCGUUUUGACUACCACCCCCACGAGGGAGAUGAGGUGGCUGAGAUCCGGCUGGAGAUGGAGCUGCGGGAUGAAAUUCUGCCCAGAGCCCAGAAUAUCCAGAGCCGCCUUGACCGACAGACCAUCGAGACAGAGGAGGUGAGCAAGACUCUGAAGGCCACACUGCAGGUCCUGCUGGAGGCGGUGGCGGCGGAAGACGGGGACGCACUCGACUCCCUCCAAGCCAGCCCCUCCACCGAGUCCCUCAAGUCCACCAGCUCGGAUGUAGGGGCGCGGCAGGCCGGCCGCAGGCGGGGCCAGCAGCAGGAGACAGAGACCUUCUACAUCACGAAACUGCAGGAGUACCUGAGCGGGCGAAGCGUCCUCGCCAAGCUGCAGGCCAAGCAUGAGAAGCUGCAGGAGGCCAUUCAACGAGGUGACAAGGACGAGCAGGACGUGUCUUGGGCCCAGUACACACAGAGAAAACAGCAGAAGAGCCGCCGCCCCCGCCCCAGCUCCCAGUAUAACCAGAAGCUCUUUGGGGGGGACAUGGAGAAGUUUAUCCAGAGCUCAGGCCAGCCCGUGCCCCUGGUGGUGGAGAGCUGUGUCCGGUUCAUCAACCUGAAUGGGCUGCAGCAUGAGGGCAUCUUCCGGGUGUCAGGUGCCCAGCCCCGGGUCUCAGAGAUCCGUGACGCUUUUGAGAGAGGAGAGGACCCACUGGUGGAAGGCUGCACACCCCACGACCUGGACGCGGUGGCAGGGGUCCUGAAGCUCUACUUCCGGAGCCUGGACCCCCCACUCUUCCCUCCGGACCUGUUUGGAGAGCUGCUGGCCUCGGCAGAGCUGGAGGCUGUGGCUGAGCGGGUGGAGCACGUGGGCCGCCUCCUGACCCAGCUGCCCGCGCCGGCGCUGGUCGUCCUGCGCUACCUCUUCACCUUCCUCAACCACCUGGCGCAGUACAGCGACGAGAACAUGAUGGACCCCUACAACCUGGCCGUGUGCUUCGGGCCGACGCUGCUGCCCGUGCCCGCCGGGCAGGACCCAGUAGCCUUGCAGGGCCGCGUGAACCAGCUGGUACAGACCCUCAUUGUGCAGCCGUCGCGGGUUUUCCCGCCCGUGGCCGUGCUGCCGGGCCCGACAUACGAGAAGUGCAUGGCGCCGCCCUCCUCCAGCUGUCUGGGGGAUGCCCAGCUGGAGGGCUUGGCUGGGGAGAACGAGCCAGAGCUGGAAGCCGGGACCAUGGCCCAGGAGGAUGACCUGGAGGGGGUCAUGGAGGCCGUGGCCUGUUUUGCUUACACGGGUCGCACAGCCCAGGAGCUGAGCUUUCAGCGCGGGGACGUGCUGCGGCUGCACGAACGGGCCUCGGGCGACUGGUGGCGGGGGGAGCGCGCGGGCGCCCGGGGGCUCAUCCCGCACAAGUACAUCACGCUGCCUGGGAGUGCAGAAAAGCACACGGCGGCUGCGGGGGAGCCGGUGAGCAGUCCAGAGAUCCUCCUGGCCAUGGAGUUCAUCCAUCGGCCAGAGCCAUGCACCCCGCCCGAGGCCCCACUGGGCACCUCCGAGGGGCCCUCUGGGCACAGACGGCACUGUUUGGUCCCUACCUCCCCGGAGCGAUAUGUGGAGGUAGACAAGGCUGUGGCCCAGACCAUGGACUCCGUGUUUAAGGAGCUCUUGGGAAAGACCUCCGCCCGCCAAGGCUUUGGGCUGGCAUCCACCUGCUCCCCUGGCCCCGGGCCCUGCAGCCUGAAGCCUCCAGCCUGCGGCCGCCUCGGCAAAAACAAAGGCCUCUCCCGGGGCUCCGGGGUCCUGGCGUCCCCCUCGGCGUCCCGUCCCCAGAGCCCGGACUCGCCCCUUAAGCACUGAGGUGCUGCCAGCUUCUCCCCCGCUCCGUGCAGCCGGCGCUGGGGCUCCUGCCCUCGGCCCUCCUGCCCUUCGCAGAGGAGAGUCCAGCUGCCCAGAGGCGGCCCCAC